Messenger RNA from Silurus meridionalis, 1502 nucleotides. RefSeq names its product steroidogenic acute regulatory protein 2 (gene star2). The transcript is spliced from 7 exons. Gene Ontology annotation, cellular component: mitochondrion; mitochondrial intermembrane space. Gene Ontology annotation, biological process: intracellular cholesterol transport; steroid biosynthetic process; regulation of steroid biosynthetic process. Bases 6 to 866 code for a protein of 286 amino acids. Gene Ontology annotation, molecular function: cholesterol binding; cholesterol transfer activity. The record is from RefSeq and is a predicted model, not a curated record. Lineage: Eukaryota; Metazoa; Chordata; Actinopteri; Siluriformes; Siluridae.
GCAGCAUGUCGUCCUCGCUCUGGCAUCGUCUCUAUUUCUCUCACACACACACACACACACACACCACCAUCAUGCUGUCGGCCGUGGCUAAGCUGUGCUGUGGGAUUUCAUACCAACAUCUCCGGAGUAUGACAGGUCUGCAGCGUUCAGCCAUGGCAGCUUUAGGGCAGGAAAUUGGCAAAAUGCAGAAGAGAGGAAAACUUUCAUUCCUGAGUAGGAGCUGGAAUAUGACGUGGAGCCUGAGGACCAUCAAAGAUGAAAUGGAGCAGACAGAUGGACGGUGUGAUGGUGUGUGUGAUGGUGUGGAGAAGAACAUGGAUUUGUCGUACCAGCAGCAGGGCCAGGAGGCUCUACAGGAAGCUCUGGAGCUCACACACAGCACUGAUGGCUGGAGGAUGGAACUCUCAGAGGACAGUGGUGAGGUAAUCUACAGUAAAGUUGUUCAGGGGAACCGGAAGGUGUUCAGGCUGGAGGUUGACCUCAACGCUACACCUGAUGAGUUGUACGAGGUUCUGUUUGUAAAGGUGGAGGAGAUGAACGAGUGGAACCCCAACAUCGCUCACAUCAGGGUACUGAAGCACAUCGGGAAGGAAACCAUGGUGACGCACGAGGUUUCGGCGGGAAAAGCAGGGAAUUUCAUUGGUCAGCGAGACUUCCUGAGUGUCAGACAUUCGCUGAGAACGAGGCAGUGUAUUUACCUGGGCGGAGUCGCGACUCACCUGGACGCCUUUCCACCACAGUCAGGGUUCAUCAGAGCUGAAGAUGGUCCCACGUGUAUAAUAAUCCAGGCCGUACCAGACUGUACAGGAAGGAGUAAGCUCACCUGGCUCCUCAACAUGGACGUGAAGAGUCUCAGCCCCAGCUGAAGAAAAGCAGCUCUACAGGAUGAUGUUCCCAUGCUUCACUUUAGUCCAUCUAAUGCCUUGGAAGUUCCUGUAGAUCUCUGGCUUCAGUGUCCAACCGAAAGCAGGCAAGAAGAUGUGAAGAAACCUGUAGAGAAUCUGCAGAGCCUCCCUUAAAAAACAUUGACUAAAGGAGUAUGAUCAUUACUUUUAAAAAUCUACUGAAUGUGAUUGGUGAAUUCUGAGCAGUCACAUGACCCAUUUGAAGUGUUUGCACUACGCAGAGAAAUGCAGGGAUUUGUUUCUGUUUUUACUGAAAUGUUGUUGAUGUCUGUUUUAUAAUAAAAGUUAAGAAAAGAUCUGAAUAGAUGCAGGUGUGUGUAAAAGUUGUGUAAUAUGAAGGUGUGCAACAUGAAUGUAAAAUAACCUUCAUCCUCCUACAACACACUGCUGUGGCCUUCCUCUCUCUCGCUCUCUCGCUCUCUCUCUCUCUCUCAGACAGGGGGCAUAGUGAUAGUUGGUGUAUCAUGUGUGUACCUGUGGGUAUUGUACUGAUAAUAAACAGAUGAUGGAUGGAUAAUAAACAAAAGUUGGACAGCUGAUGGAAAAGUAAUAGAAAGGUGCAGAUAAUAAAGAGGUGAUAGAAAGAUGAUGGGCAGA